GUCCCGCAGCGCCGUGUGAGGAUUGAUAGAUCUGUGAAUAAGCCAGAGAGUCACUUGAGCUGCAGAGAUGUUGGAGGAAGACAUGGAGGUGGCCAUCAAGGUGGUAGUGGUAGGAAACGGAGCUGUUGGGAAGUCCAGUAUGAUUCAGCGAUACUGCAAGGGGAUUUUUACCAAAGACUACAAGAAAACUAUCGGUGUGGAUUUCCUGGAAAGACAAAUCCAAGUUAAUGAUGAAGAUGUCAGGCUAAUGUUAUGGGACACUGCAGGUCAAGAGGAAUUCGAUGCGAUAACUAAGGCCUACUACAGAGGAGCCCAGGCUUGUGUUCUUGUGUUUUCUACAACUGACAGAGAGUCCUUCAAAGCAAUCCCUACCUGGAAGGAAAAAGUGAUGACCGAAGUUGGAGACAUUCCCACAGUUCUUGUGCAGAAUAAGAUUGAUCUUCUGGAUGACUCUUGUAUAAAGAAUGAAGAGGCAGAAGCACUGGCAAAAAAGCUAAAGUUAAGGUUCUACCGAGCAUCUGUGAAGGAGGACCUCAACGUAACUGAAGUUUUUAAGUAUUUGGCUGAUAAAUAUCUUCAGAGGCUCAAGCAGCAAACAGCUGAAGAACCAGAACUAGUACAUACAAGCAGCAACAAGAUUGGUGUUUUCAAUACAGCCAUUGGAAGUCACCCCAACCAGAAUUCCAACACUCUUAACGGUGGAGAUGUCAUCAACCUCAGACCAAACAAACAGAGAACCAAGAAAAGCAGAAGUCUUUUUAGCAAUUGCAGCAUACCUUAGGCUGCUUUGGGAGGGAAAAGAGCAACCGUGAAUUGGAUGAAGUUGUGCAAUUGAAUACAGAGUAAAGCUUUAGAGGUAUUUUACCAGUGCUUUAGCAAAUCUUGUGCCUAUGGGAUCCUUGCUUGGUGGAUGUAUCUAAAAUUGCUGAUGCGGUGUUUGUUGGUGUGUAGAGUGAGACACCUGGUGGCAAAACGCAGAACUGUGGCUGCCCUGUGCACUUUUCAACAAUUAUUAAGCAAACUUCUCCAUUUUGAAGGCAUUAUUUAUAGAGCUAUGAACUGGGUUUUGCAGAAUUGAGAAGCACAUUUAACGCAAAGAUAAGAUGCACACGUAGGUACAGACCAUAACGUUACGGCCCAAGGUAAAGUAGCAACCUCGUAACUACAUUUCAAAGGCAGUGUUAGCAUUGGUGAGCCAGGACACUAAGAAGACAGCGGAAGAGCAAAGGGAAGACAUCAUGUUUUAUGCCUUUCUCUGUUAGCAUAGAUUCUGGUGGUUCUGUCAGUGCAAUAUACUCACGUCGUAUAUAUAUGUUUGUGGAGGUAUGUAUGUAGAUGUUGGGCAUGAACACUUCGGCUAAAUUCAGGUGUAUUCAACACAUGGAGGUCAGCUACUGACUAUGAAAUAGCAUUUCACAAGAUUUUUUCCUUUUAAAACAUUACCUUUCAGAUGAGGCUUUCCCAACUGCUGCUGUGUGUGUUGAACUCUCUAUACUUGGGCCUGAGCGCUUAGAUGUAAAUACAAACAGUGCCAAAAAUGCUCCUUCUUUUUUACCUAAUGCUGCAUUGCAGAUGUUUGUGUAAGUUUGUUUUUCCUCAGUCUUAAGAGGUUGACCAGAUAAGUGCUUGACACUAAUAGAUAUCCAGAUGGAACAUACAGUCAUAUUCCUGCCCAGGUGCGAUUGCUGUAUCCUGUAUCAUCCACAAAAAAGGAACUUGCAAGGUGUCACAAAAUGCUUCUCUUCUUGGGAGAAACUUCUCAUAGGUCCUGCAAAGUAGGUUACAGAGGAUCCCAAACAUGCAGCUAAUAACCGAUUGACAGUAAUGAGACAUUCCUUAACGUUGUUGCUGCUACUUACAGAGAAUCUAAUUCUGCAAGAUUGGAGACAUGGCAAAAAGAAAUUUCAAAGUACAUAAGUUCAUAGGACUGAUUUAGACAUUUUGGGAGCCCAAAUCUAAAUUAAAGAUAUUUGGGUUUAGGUUCCUAAAUCACUACGGUGCUUUUAAAAAUGCUAAGCAAGAUAUCUCUUAUUUACCAAAAACAAACACUUUUUAAUCCUCUACGGGAGCAUGCAUGCCUUUUAGAAAUACCCAUUUUGUUUACAUGGUUUUGUAUUGUAUUAUAUAAUUUUAACUUUCUAGGGUUUCUAUAUCAAACCUGCCAGUGACAAAUGCAAAAUAUGCUGCUUGGAAAAAAAAUCAGAAUUUUAAUAGUUUUUUAAACAGUGUAUGAGAGUGAGAAUGACUCGACUGAUCCUGUAUAUUUUUGGAGGAAGGACUUUUCACUGUGUGAAUUCGUAUAGGAAGCUGGACUUAUUUUAUUUCUUUGUCAAUGAGUGUGAGAACUGCAAUGUACUCUUGUCCCACUGUCUGCAGGGAAAGAAGUGGGUGGCAAGUUAUGCACAAACACUAUAGAUCUCUGAACGCUGUAUUUGAUGUUUACUCUAUUAGACUUUCUACCACGUACCUUUGUGUCUCUGGCACGCUGUCACAGCAUCUCCAGUUGCUGGCAGGAAGGCGGUCCUGUAGGCGCUCGGUCCCUUUGCUGUUGCAGCAGAAUGUGUUCUUCGCCGUAAUGUUUCCUGUAUUCUCUCUUGGAUAGAUGCCUUCAUUUUUAACAAGUGCAUUUAAUCACUGUAUGUAUGUGUAAAUGGAGUCAAGUCCUACUUGUCAUAACGUUUUAAGUAAGGUACUCACGAAAUGGAAACAAAAAGACUUAUGAUUGUACAUAAUGGGGCCGUCUUACAACUUCAGAAUGUAGGAUAGGUACGUAUUAAGAAUGCUGACAACUGUUUUCAAUAUGGAAACUUUUACAUUUCAUUGCGUGUUUGAUAGUUUAACCUUUAUAUUUGUUUUUUUUCCCGAAAAAGCACACGAACCCACAACGUGUCUGGAGCAUUUUUCUCGCCUUGUUUGACUUUGUAGAGUACUGAAAAACCUUUGUGUAUAAUGACCAUCUGUACUAUGACAUAUCAUUCAUCAGAUGUUGUAUGAGUACAUAAGCCAUUUGUAUUGAAGGUCCUUUGCUAUAAAACUGCUAUUUUAAGGAGUGGAAACUCAAUGGAAAUUUUCAUAGAUGAGAGACUUGCUCAAUUUAGGAUACACUGAAAUUUAGUACACACAUGCUUGAAUCUAGGAAUAUAUAUUUGAAGUGUUGGGCAACAGUGAGUUUUAAUUUCACUCCCCUCAUAAGCUAAAGUGGCUCUUUCUGUGUUGCGAUUUGCAGUGCUCAAUUCCCAAUAUGGCUGAGGUGGAGACUGUCCAAAUUAGCAUUUUUUUUCUGUACUUUUGAUGCUGGUAUUUUCAGUGCACAGAUGUGAACCAGAGGCCUUGCAUAUGACAGGCGUCCAUAGGUAUCCAUGUCACUGCUCAGCAGGAGAGCUGUUUGACUUCUAAAUGAGGAGACGUGCCUACGCUUCCAGCAUUCACAUUGUCACGUGUGAAUAAUUUCAGUCACAAACACUGCCCCCUUCUCCGCUCAGGGCUCUCGUGAAAACCCCAUGUUUUAGGCACCUCUCUGUGCCUACGAGGUGGAAGAGAACACGACCAAGUGUGAUACCUGCUACUGCAUUCAGUGCUCUGUGCACACAUGCCAAUCACGAGUCCAAGUUUUGUUCUGAGAACCUGAGCUAAUUGCGCUCCUGUUACUGAUGACAAAUUACUGAUUACAAUAACUCCUGUGACUGACAUCUCGUGAGUAGCUCACUGGAUAUUUUAUUUAGCUCUUGACAAAAUUGUUUGCUUUUAGCUGAUAAAGCUAACGUGGGUAGAAAACUUCAGUGAAGUAAGCAUUCAUUAAAGGGCCCAACACUAAAGCAUCUGCUGCUCCCACGUGGUAUCCAUUCAGUGAAUGGCUGCUCUCCCUGGGUGCACAGUAGCAGUGCCAGGGAUGUAUUUCCAGCUGGAAACAACAAUCUCAGAGUUGUAAGACUGGGUGCAUUAAGAUUCUUGGGCUUAUGUGUGUGGUUGACUUAAAGAGACAGACAAUUCUGGAGUUCUUUUGUUUUCACCAUUACUUAAGGUGACAUUUACCCUUUGUGAUAAAAAACGUCCAAAUUACUGUCAAAUUUCCUGAUUAAUUUCCUUAUACUUCGGUAAAAUCAGUCUAUUUUUUCAAUGUUGGGCACAUCUGAUGUUUUUAUUUGCAUCAGUUCUGUAGAUGUGCGUUAUUCUAAAGGGAUUUGAGUGGCUGAACACGCAGUAUGGCUCUGAGGUUAUACCUGGGUACAUGCACAAUGCCAGUGAACAAGCUGGUAGCUACCAGUUAAUGAGUAACAGAAUUAAUUACUUGCACUGCCAGACCCUCUUGCAGGAAUUCAGUCCUAUAUCAGGUGAACAAACCUGCUGCCUGGUACUUAAGUCCCUAAAUCUAAUCUCAAGCCUCUGGCUAAGGCUGUAGCUCCUGAAAUCAAACUGCAUGCAACACAGAGAGCAAGAGUGGUCUAAGAAGCUUAACUUCAUCAAAACCACCACACCUGCGGUAGGAAGUAACCAUUGAGUAUAUCUUUUUUUAUGCUGAAGUAGUAUCUGACCAAAGAAAGUACUAAUACAUGACUGAAUCUUACUGGCAAGUUCACGUGCUUUAAGUGGUUAAAGCAGACAGGGACAUAACUGCGUUUAUCACCUUCACAAACUUCAAGUAAAUGUAUUCUAUUUUUACAAAGAACUCAUCGUAUCUUACAGUAAACUCACAAGUGGUAAAAUAAAUGUUUAAAAAUGAAUAUUCUGUGCACACUGUUCCUGUACAAUUCCUACAGCUUAAUUCUGCUGCUCCCGUAAGUGACACCGGUUGUUGCAUCGUGUGCCUUUACUGUGUUUCUCUGAGUACCGCUCAGUGUUUUUGUGGUCAUAUUAAAGUGUCAGCGUAUUAAAUAGCAUGAAAUUGUCACAA
Molecule: messenger RNA, 4891 nt
Organism: Coturnix japonica (Japanese quail)
Lineage: Eukaryota; Metazoa; Chordata; Aves; Galliformes; Phasianidae
Gene: RAB23
Product: RAB23, member RAS oncogene family
Molecular function (GO): GTPase activity; GTP binding
Source: RefSeq, a predicted model, not a curated record